Messenger RNA from Cebus imitator (Panamanian white-faced capuchin), 4427 nucleotides. RefSeq names its product unc-119 lipid binding chaperone B (gene UNC119B). NCBI's taxonomy places the organism in Eukaryota, Metazoa, Chordata, Mammalia, Primates, Cebidae. Gene Ontology annotation, molecular function: lipid binding. The transcript is spliced from 5 exons. The record is from RefSeq and is a predicted model, not a curated record. Gene Ontology annotation, cellular component: cilium. The coding region runs from base 41 to 796 and encodes 251 amino acids. Gene Ontology annotation, biological process: cilium assembly; nervous system development; lipoprotein transport.
ACCGCGCUGUGGAGGCGGCGGCCAUCUUGGCGGCGGAGCGAUGAGCGGGUUGAACCCGAAGGCUGCUGCCGCGGCGUCGGCAGCUGGGCCCGGGGGGCUGGUGGCUGGCAAGGAAGAGAAGAAAAAGGCGGGAGGCGGCGUCCUGAACCGUCUGAAGGCGCGGCGGCAGGCGUCCCACCACGCGGCCGAUGACGGCGUCGGGGCAGCGGUCACGGAGCAGGAGCUGCUGGCGCUGGACACCAUCCGGCCCGAGCACGUCCUGCGCCUCAGCCGGGUCACCGAGAAUUAUUUAUGUAAACCUGAAGACAACAUCUACAGUAUUGAUUUCACCCGCUUCAAAAUUCGAGAUUUGGAGACAGGGACAGUGCUUUUUGAGAUCGCCAAACCUUGCGUUUCAGACCAGGAGGAGGAUGAGGAGGAAGGAGGUGGAGACGUAGACAACAGUGCAGGACGUUUUGUUCGUUACCAGUUCACACCGGCAUUUCUCCGCCUCCGGACGGUCGGGGCUACGGUGGAGUUCACAGUGGGAGACAAACCUGUGUCAAACUUCCGGAUGAUCGAACGGCACUAUUUCCGGGAACACUUGCUGAAAAACUUUGACUUUGAUUUUGGCUUCUGCAUCCCCAGCAGUAGGAACACUUGUGAACAUAUCUAUGAGUUUCCCCAGCUUUCGGAGGAUGUCAUUCGUCUGAUGAUUGAAAAUCCUUACGAGACCCGCUCUGACAGCUUCUACUUUGUUGACAACAAGCUGAUAAUGCACAACAAGGCUGAUUAUGCCUAUAACGGAGGCCAGUAAGUGCUGCAGGAGUAGACAGGGGAGGUGCUUUGCUGCGGCCACAAGAUCCUGGCACACAGAGGCGAUUGAAGCUGCAGUUUGUCAACACACAUCUGGAACCUGGCCCCAGGAAGCCAAGGCUGGGGUGGAAGUUUCCUAUGUGCCAAAGGAGGUGCCAAAUAGUGCUGUGUUUUCUUCCCCAGUAUUUUUUCUUCCCUUUUUUUCCCCCCUGUCCCUUAGGUCUCAGAGGUACUAUAGUAAAGUAAAAAGUUAGGAUAAAGCUCCUGGAAUCCAGAUAAAAAAAGUUUUAUUUUUCUGUAGUUCUGGCUGCCUGUUGGUUGUCUUGACGAACGCUUUGUCUCUCCAGGCAUAGCUGUGCCUGGUGAGAAGGCUCCGGCCAGGCCUACUGGCAGGUCUGCAGCUCUUGAGGUUCCUGGGUGCUGUGGGAAGCCAAGAGGUAGGCCUCUUCCAGGUAGCUCCUCCUCUUCCCUCUGGAGUUGCCAUCAGCACAGUCUGCCCUUGGUCUGUGCGAAGUCUUACGCCAACUGGAAGAAACUUGAAAGGGUCGGGGGUGGUAAGGCUCCAAGAGUGGAGGCACCAAGAAAUGGGGAUGUGCCAAACUGAAGGAUCUGCUUUGUGGAGAGGCUGCUGCUUCAUCUCACCUCCAGGGUCCUCAGCCAGCCCUCCAGAGGAUAGACCAAGGUUUCAGCCUGGCAGUGCCUUCUGUUCUCAUUUUGGAGGACAGAUAAGCUUGCUCCGCUUCUCCUGGCUCCUCCCUUCUGAGUCUCUUAUGAAAUAGAACGUGUCAGCUCUGCUCACAGAACAGUAGUAUCUUGAGGCCAGAGAGCAAGACUUGAAUUUUGUUUAUUUCCAGACUUCUUUUGGGGAGGUUUUAUAAAAUGACUGGUGUUCCCAGCAUAUGUGAUACGUGGUUAGACUUGUGAUUGUAUUAAUCAGCUUCCUGGGGCUAAUCUGGCUUAUGUUUGGGAGGAUAUGUUUAAAAAUCAGCCGCAGGUUUCUAACGGAGAGAUUUGACUUUUCUCUGCACUGCGCAGCCUGGAGGAUUGGCUUUUGAUGGGGAUUUGCCUCCAAAGCUCUUUGUAGAUUUCUGUUUUGGGGGGGUUUUCCUAUCUACCUUUCUACUGAAGUAGUUUCUGGAACUAUCCUGGUGGAUCAGAGCUACAUAAUGCAAUCUGAUGCUUCAAACUGUAGUUAGAAUUGUUUUAGGUAUUCAGAAAGGGUGAAAUAGGCUGAGGUGGCCUGUCAGAGUGAUGUCUUCUCAUAAAAGUUCCCUUGCACAUCUGCGGGCUGCUUUUGUCCUCAGACCCUUAGUGGACAGACUUCACGACCCUCUGAUGAGAUGAUUGAUGUGGUCAGGGUCCAGUUAACAUCAGUAGAAGAAUGUCCCUAGGAAAGACCCAGGUAUCUGGUAAGUGACUGUUAGGUGUAACAGUACCUGUGACAGGAGAGCUGCGUCCCAAAGUGCUUGGGAGAAAAGCUGUAUGGGGGCCAGGGACAAAAGAGACAGCACGUAGCCACAGAAGUUCCUGCAUAUCCACCACCAGAGCUGCUCCCUGUGUGGGCUCUAGAGUGAGUGGCCCUGAACCUUGACCCAGUGCUUUGUACCAGGCCAGAGUCUUGGCGAUGCCACAUGCUGGCAGCUUUCUCACUGAGAAGGUCUUAGCUUACCCCCAUGUGUUGGCAUUGGACUCAGCCCUGAGAGAGGGAAGAGAUCAUGCACCCUGUGGAAUGGGUUUCUUAUCACCAGACCGGCCACACUCAGAACUGGCGUCCAUUGUAAAUCCAGGUGCCUUAUGUGUGGCUCUGUCCCUUAUGCUGCUGGGAAAAGCUGCAUAGCCAUUGUUCCCACCUCCUCAUUGGCAGAUGUCAGCACAGUUAGCACUGUCUCCCCACCUUCUGUUUUUCAUUGUGGCUCCUCAAAUGGGAUUUGCAUGUUCCUGUCAAGCUUAACAACAGUCCCUUCUCUCUUUGACAGAGGCCCAGGUGGUGAGUUUUUACUAUUUGAUAUUUGAACAUUAUCUGGGAUAUGGUUCUGGAGCUACCCAGAGCUCUGCUCAGUAGAGUGUGUCUUGGAAACAUGCCCCUGGGCAGACUGUAUCUAGUACUCUAGUGGGCUAGCUCUUAUCUGCAGUGUUUGCUUUUGCUAGGAAGAGGACCUGGAGGAAGGAGGAGGUGGGCAAUCUGGCUUGUGUUGUGCUGUAUCCUCUUCCUUGUUAGCUUGCCUUAGUCUCGCUGGAGACCAUUUGCAAACAGUGCUUGGUCCAUGCCCAGCAGGACAGGGCUUUAUUACUCCUGAAAGUCUGGUGUUCUGUAUCUGGGGCUCUGGGUUCCUGUGCCUAGCUGCUCAGGAAAUCUUGAGAAGCAUUCCCACUCUGGGGUGUUAACCAGGAUGAGUUUGAAAUUCAAGUCUUUUCUUUGUUACCUGAGCUGGGGAGAAAAAAUUGCAAGGCAUACUUUCUCUGAAAGUAACAGAACCAGUCAGGCUGCCAUGUUAUUAAGGAAUCGUUAUCUUGUGGGUGAUAAAAUGGGAGGGAGAAGAAAAACUACCUGCAUAGGGGGCCCUGCCCUCUGUCAGGAGGUGGGAGCACAUUUCCUCAGAAUAGCAGGCCCACCUGUUGCCACAGGGCUUGCCCCCUCACCCCUUCCCCUCUUGCUUCUGUUCCUCUGCCUUGCAGUCUCCUGGAGAGGGCCUCUUUUCCUGUACAGCCUUUGGGCCAAGAUGCCUUUCUAGCUUCUCCAAAGAAGAUCCUAGUUUAUUUCAUUCUAUGUUUUAAAAGUUAAACAGAGGACAUAACAAGUAAAAGAGGUUUUGAGCUGGAGUAGGCUGUUGUCUCCUUAUGUAUUAGCUCAAUACUAUUUUGGAGAGAAAGCAUUUUUUCAGCAUGUACUUCCUGAAGACACCUCAGUCUUUGGGCUGUUUGAUUUGCAAUACAUAGGAUGGAAGAAUGUGAUCUGGGGCUGACCAUAAACUGGAAAUUCGUGAAAUGGCAGUGAUUGGGCAAUUGUCAGUUUAUGUUUUCAGUUGAAGUAGAACUCAUUCUGGGGUGGAUUUAAUAGGCUGUGUCUAAUGUACAAACUGGGUGAGUCCUGCCUUAGCGUGUCCUGCCCCACCGCUAGGUUUCCAGCAUAUUCUUUUUUCCCCUCUGUAAAGUUACUUUCUUCUGAUGCCCAGUGUCACUAUGAUAUCAGUGAGGUUUGGGGGUGAGGACACUGUCCAGAAGUUCACAGGACAGACUUGUCCCAGUGCAUGAGGAUUCCUGUGGCAUAAGGUGCUGCUGUACCUGAUGUAGGAGCCUAAUCAUUGAACCAUGUGUUACUCACAUUCCAUGUCAUGGAACAUCUCAGCCUGAAGAAGGAUCUGCUGGAGGUGGAUUUACCGCUUGUUUUACAAAGGACUGUGUAAAGUCAUUGAAGUUGUAAAAGUCUAUUUUUUUUUUUCCUGUAAAUCUAUUUUUUACAGAAUAUAAGAAACAUCAAUGACCUGAUCUGUCCUUCCUCCUGCUCCCCACUUCACCCAAGAUCCACAUUCCAGUUUUUAUUGUCUUUGUGUCCAAAGUAAACUAGGUGACUUAUUUGUGUAAAAUGUUAUUUUGCCACAAGAGACAGUAAUAAAAGAAAGAUUUUCACAGUA